Messenger RNA from Marchantia polymorpha subsp. ruderalis, 1303 nucleotides. NCBI's taxonomy places the organism in Eukaryota, Viridiplantae, Streptophyta, Marchantiopsida, Marchantiales, Marchantiaceae. The record is from the annotation of a GenBank genome assembly.
GGUGCUCAAGCAGAAAAGGUCCCGGUGGAGCACAUUACAGCAGUUGAGAAGAAUAAGCUGGAACUGUUGAUGAAUAUUGUCCUCGUGAUCCACCAUGAGGGAGCCCAAAUCACGGGAGAAAGGCAAAAUGAGACUAGUCUAGACUCGUCCAUGCUGUACGACACUAGGACGUCCGAGGGUUACAUAGUAGAAGACAGGAGUGAUCGCCACUCUAGCGAUUCGGGAACGAAUGUACUAUGUCAGAUGGAGUGAACCUCGGAUUUCUCCAGCCGAUCAUGUCAUUCGAUUGGCGAGAAACCACUGUGCUCAUGGUCCCCCUUUGACCCCAGAAGAAGAGAAGACGAUUCCGUGCUCGGGUGAGUCGAGUCGGCACAGUGCGGUGAUUCAAAGCCCGGAGAGAAGUAAAGCCUCCCUCCCGGUGGAUCAGCCGCAAGUGCCCACGGUGGUUCUUCCUGUAGGGACUGGGAAUCGAACGAACCAUGACCGCGCCCCGUGAGCGACUGCGGGAGGAAUAUUCAGAGGGAUCUUUCGGUUGUUUCAAAGGCCCGAACGGGAGGGAGGGAGGAGGCAUGGACAGGGUUCAGGGUUUAGAGAACCGAGAGGAGAGCUCCCGAGGCUCGCCCAGUGGGGACGAACGAAGGACUCGGGCUUCCUUGCGUGGUACAGAGGAUGGGCAUCCAUGGAACAGAGGCAGUGAAAUGCGGGCGAGGAGCGCGAGAUUCGGAGGAAAAGACUUGAGCACGCAGCUCUGAGGGGCUAGCACAGCGGUGGAGUAAAGUUUCAUUGACGAGAAACAGGCAUUCGAGGGGACGGGGAGUCGGGAGAAUGAGAAGGGACUCAAGGUGUGGGAACAGAGGAAGGUGUGUUUCGAGGAGACGGCGAGAGUCAAAGAAAGAAAGAAAGAACGCAAGCGAUCUGGUACCAGCUGAGAUUUACCGCACUGUGCUCAUUUCCAGGCAGGAGACUGUGGGCAAUGAGGGACUUGUGACGAGCUGAUGAACAGAAGCAGAUAAGAUCGUGUCCCAAUAUUGGGCAAGCAUCGUGGAGGUCAUGGAGGGAGGAGCUGAAGUUGGUACACCUUGCAGGAAGUAUAACUUGAGUCUCUCUUCCUGGGCAGGGUGUGGUGGGGUCUGGAAGGUGGAGAGUUAGGAGAGAGGUGCACUGAAGCAAUGCAGGAAGCCAACGCCCAGGGCACUUGAUGCCUCCUACUAUAAGGUCUCUUAGUCCACUGGAAAACUCUCCCCUGUCCCAAUGUGCCACCGUCGCGAGCCUGCUCGAACGGUGUAGGAGCCAUUGGAAAUGG